Messenger RNA from Canariomyces notabilis, 1573 nucleotides. Its product is annotated as putative O-methyltransferase. Lineage: Eukaryota; Fungi; Ascomycota; Sordariomycetes; Sordariales; Chaetomiaceae. The record is from RefSeq and is a predicted model, not a curated record. The transcript is spliced from 5 exons. The coding region runs from base 254 to 1438 and encodes 394 amino acids. Gene Ontology annotation, molecular function: O-methyltransferase activity.
CGCAGGGAGGUGGCACACUGAACGAAGGUGGUAGCCAGCCUUCGUUGCGCAGGAUAAAAGUAUCGAAUAUCAUUGCUUGUAAGACUUGACUCCAUGAAAGUUCGAGGCACUUUGGGGUCCAAGAUUACCAAGUGCCUACCUAAUUCUCGCCUGUGACAUUAUCUCGUUGAAACCACAGCAGGCGCAACCGGAAAGCGAGGGCUCGCACCGCUUACCGUCCAGUUCCCCCCGCCCUUUCGAAUCCCGUCCAGUCAUGGCAGGAACCAGCCAAGCACUUGACCUCAUUGCGCAGCUCAGCAGCCUUACUGCCCAGCUUGCCUCGGAUGGUGAUCAAGGCGCACGGAAACAGGCGCUAUCACUCAGCAGACAGCUCACAGCAUGUCUAGAAGUUCCAGAGAACACUGCCGUGGACUUGGCAUUUUCUCCGUUCCUGCCCGUGGCUGCAAGAAUUGCAGUUGAUCUGCAUCUAUUUGAGUUCAUCGCAAAUGCAGAUGGCCCACUCACCUCUGCAGAGCUUGCAUCUCUUUCGGGAGGAGAAGAGCUGUUGAUCAUCCGAAUCUUGAGGCCCAUGGCAGCCAUUAGCUUCGUUAAGGAGGUCGCUGAACGGACAUGGACCGCUACUCCCGUUACCAAGGCCAUGGCGACAGAGGAAAUUGCCGCCGGCCAUCGCAUGGUCGGCGAAAUGAUCGUCGGGGCCGCUAUGAAGGCACCCAAGUACCUCAGAGAAGCCGGCCACCGAUGCCCGACUGAUCCUAGCGACGGCUUCAUGCAGUACGCCUUCCAGACAAAGCUGAGGACCUUCGAGCUCUUCAGCUCGAUGCCGCAAGUCUUUAAGGACUUCAACGCGUUCAUGGGAAAUACCAUGGGAGCUAGAAGCUACUGGGUCGAUUGGUUCCCAGUUCAAGAUGGGUUGCUUGAUGGAGCUACAAACGAGUCUGCUCUGCUCGUGGACGUGGGCGCCGGGAAGGGUCAUGACCUGAUUGCCUUCCAUAACAAGUAUCCCAAUCGAGGGCGAUUGGUGCUGCAGGAUCUGGCUUCCGUGACAAAGAGCAUCCAAGACAUUGACCCUGCAAUCGAGCUCAUGGUGUAUGACUUCUUCACUGAACAACCCGUGAAAGGUGCACGAGCAUACUUCUUCCACCAUAUUCUACACGAUUGGUCCGACGAAAUAUGCCUGCGGAUCUUGGCUCAGGUCCGCGCAGCCAUGAAGCCAGGUUAUUCCAAGUUGCUGUUGCACGAGAUGAUCAUCCCCGAGCAGGGCGCCUCGCACUUUCACGCCAUGCUCGAUAUGACCAUGAUGUGUUUCAACGCCGGCAUGGAGCGCACUGAGAGGGAGUGGCGGACACUGCUCGAAAAGGCGGGGUUGGAAGUGGUCAAGAUUUGGUUGCCGCCGCAAGAAGAUGCCGACGGCAUCGUGGAGGCUAUCCUUCGGGAAUAGCUCGAGAGUAUAGCUGGUGCUUUCAUAGGCUCUUUCUUGGUCAAGCCCCAACUGACUUCCUGUGUAUGUAAACACAGCGCGGACUAGGUAUCUAGUAGGAUAAAGCUAAAUGAAGGCCACAAUACUCAAUUCAAC